Messenger RNA from Seminavis robusta, 492 nucleotides. The record is from the annotation of a GenBank genome assembly. Lineage: Eukaryota; Bacillariophyta; Bacillariophyceae; Naviculales; Naviculaceae.
AUGAACUUGAACACAUCUUCCAAUGAUGGACCAAAUGAUGAGGAGCAUGACAGUGCCGAACCCAGAAUCCCAAUCUGGCAGGGGCAAGAUGGUGCCGCGACUGGUACCACUUUUACAAAUCCCACUUCCACACAUCCCACGAGUGGUGGUGAAGUGUUCGGAAGGACCCCCCUGACAACUGAGGACAAGGCUCAUGGAGAGGAGAAGGCUCAUGGAGAAGCCAUAUUGAAAUUGACAGGAUCGGCUGCUUUAUUGGAUAUGGAUGGCAACCGCAAUGCAGCUUCUGAGUGGACAGAAGACGAUGAUACCACAGCCAACAACGCCAUCGACGGAGUCGAAACUGUGGAUUCUGCCAUGGCUGCCCUCACUGCCACGGCUGCUCGGCUUCGCGAUACCCAAAGCAGCGGUCAGUUGUCGUUCUUCCAUCCCAAAAAAACAAAGGCUUCAACAAGCGAAAAGGGUUGCAGAGAUGGCGUCCAGAAACAAUACUGA